Talaromyces stipitatus ATCC 10500 is the source of this 1347-nucleotide messenger RNA. RefSeq names its product aldo-keto reductase, putative. The coding region runs from base 1 to 1347 and encodes 448 amino acids. Lineage: Eukaryota; Fungi; Ascomycota; Eurotiomycetes; Eurotiales; Trichocomaceae. The transcript has 7 exons. Gene Ontology annotation, cellular component: cytosol. Gene Ontology annotation, molecular function: aldose reductase (NADPH) activity. The record is from RefSeq and is a predicted model, not a curated record.
AUGUCGGCCUUGCCUUGGUCUCUUGGUUUAACGAGAAGCAGAAAUAACACUUACUAUCGCGAAAUUCUCUUCUCCACCAAGACAUUUACUCUGAAUACAGGUGCUGCCAUCCCCACUAUCGGGCUGGGAACUUGGCAGUCAAAAGAAAACGCCACACGUGACGCAGUGAAACAUGCCCUGCAGCAUGGAUACCGACACAUCGAUACUGCGCUGAACUACGGAAAUGAGAGAGAAGUUGGAGAUGGCAUCAGGGCCCCAGGAGUGCCUAGAGAGGAGACAUGGGUAACCACUAAGUUGGAUAACCAUUGGCAUCACCGUGUGAAGCAAGGGUUCCGGACAAGUUUGGAUAAUUUAGGUCUGGAUUAUAUAUAUUUAUAUCUGAUUCAUUUCCCAUGCUCGACUGAUCCGGAAGAUCGGAGCAAGCACCUCUCUGAUUGGGAUUUUGUCAAGACGUUGCAAGAAAUGCAGAGGCUCCUCGAAACAGGAAAGGUAAAAAAUAUCGGCGUGUCGAACUUCCAGAUAAGCCAUCUCAGAAUGCUUCUCAAUCAUCCAUCAUGCAAGGAUGUUCCGGCUGUCAAUCAAAUUGAAUACAAGGUUCUCCACAACUUGAUCCACAACAAAAGAUAUGCACCCGAGAUAAAACAGUGUCGAAACUUGCAGAAAUUGUGGAUUCACAAGCUAUUGUCCACAUGUACGUGGCACACCAGCAAGUGGGAAGUCGAUCCUCUCACUUCUGUUGAGGGAUUAUUAUCGCCGGCAAGGAAGAAUCUUGAUGACCUGGGUAAUGGGGAUCCUUGGAAGAAUUUCGCCCAGAUUCUUAGACGCAGGUACCCAAAAGUACAAAAGGACAAGGAAUUUUUUGCUAAUGAUAAUGUGAUUAUUCUGGACGAAGCACAAGGUUCAUAUGAAGAUGAUGAAUUAUGGAACCAAAUCAUCAAAGAUAUCCGGGGUAAAAUCAGACACGAGAUAAAGCUUUGUCUUUUUGCCUCAUAUGGUAGUCCAUCAACGGGCUUACCAUAUAACAUGCGGAAUUACAUCAGGCCUGUGGACUUUGCUCCCGAGCAAUGCAUCUCAUUAACUCCAUCAGUCGAACAAGGGUCACCACCAAUAGUCAGAGACGAGUUUGAAAUAGUUGUGACGAAACUAUGUUCUUAUGAUUCUGUUGAAAAGUAUACCAUUGACGGUGACGCUCGCGACUAUAUAUACAAUUUCACAAAUGGACAUCCCGGGGCUGUGGGCUCAAUAGUAUACUAUCUUUCAAGCGCAACUAACUUGAAUUUUCAGGUAUAUCGCUCUCAGGUGAAACAUGGAGUUUUUGCUAUAAUAACAGAAGAUUCAGUGAUUUAA